Colletotrichum gloeosporioides is the source of this 3387-nucleotide messenger RNA. Its product is annotated as Nucleoporin NIC96. The record is from RefSeq and is a predicted model, not a curated record. Gene Ontology annotation, biological process: poly(A)+ mRNA export from nucleus; protein import into nucleus. The transcript has 2 exons. NCBI's taxonomy places the organism in Eukaryota, Fungi, Ascomycota, Sordariomycetes, Glomerellales, Glomerellaceae. Gene Ontology annotation, cellular component: nuclear pore. Bases 1 to 3387 code for a protein of 1128 amino acids. Gene Ontology annotation, molecular function: structural constituent of nuclear pore.
AUGUCGCUCUUUGGCAACAAGCCCUUGGGUGGCGGCAUCCUGGGCGGCUCGACCAGCACUCCCCAGCAGGGAGCGACGACCGGCGGAGGUCUUUUUGGACAAGCAACACCCGGUGCCCAGCCCGCGAGCACGACGCCUGCAUCCGGUGGGCUCUUUGGCAACUUGAAUCAGAACAAGCCUCAGACCAGCGGUGGACUCUUUGGCGCCUCGACGACACAACAACCGGCGCAGCAGCAGUCUUCUCUGUUCGGCCAGCCUGCGCAACAACAACAACAACAAGGACAACAGCAACAAAUGGGCGGCCUCAGCUUGGGCGGCUUGGGAGGUCUCGGGGCAUCGACAGCGCAGAAGCCGUCCCUCUUCGGUGGUGGUCUCGGCGGCAACCAGAAUCAAACGCAGGCCGGCACGACACUCGGCCAGACUACUACCAAUCCCCUUGCCAGCUCUCUCUUCCCUCAGCAGGGACAGCAACAGCAGAACCAGAACACGAAUAACCAAUCGCAAGCCCAGCAGGGCCAGACCUCUGGCGCAUACUUCGACAGCCUUUUUGCAAAGAGCAAGAGGCAGGGAGAUGGCGAGAGCGGCGUCGAGGACCUCCCCAGUUUGCAGCUCGGCCUGGGUGACCUGCGCCAGCGCCUGAAGAAGCUGGGAACCAAGGCCCAGGAGCGCCCUUCCGAUGGCAGAGCACACUACCUCCUCGCCGCGUCUGGUGUCGACCCCGGAACGGCUGCCAGGGACCUCGGAUCCCUCGACCUUCAGACCGGUCGUGUUGAGAGACCGACUGGCUACUCGCCCGCCGAGAUCGACGUCGAGACUUACCUCGCGAACCUCCAAACGAAGACUACGAUGAGCAUGAUUGCCGACGGUCUCGAGAGAUCCGUUCGCGAUUUUGAUAACUUUCUGGAGGACAACGUGACGAUGGAGUGGGAGAACCAGCGCAAGCGUAUCUACGAACACUUUGGAAUCAAGCCUCGCGAGGAGCCAUCGUUUGGAGGCGCGGCGUCUAUGAGGGAGUCAACCGGCGGCUUUGGUCGCUCGCGCCGCACCAAGAGCCAGGCGGCUGGCGCUCGCUCCGGUAGAGCCAGUGUCCUGGGCAAGUCCAGCAUGCACCGUUCUGUCAUUGGCAACGCCAGCAAGAUCGGCACGCAUCAGCCCGAGUUCUCCGAUGUUGACCGCUCUACCGAUAACGGCGGAUCUCUGACCGGCCACAUCAACACUGACGACAGGUCUCUGCGCGAGAAGCAGAGCAAGCUUUCCGAGAAGGUUCGCAGCCUCAACUCAGCUCGCCUUAUCAACCACCCUUACCCCAUUCUUUCAGAGCUCGCAGACGUUGAGCAGCGCUCUCUCGACCCGUACGCCCCGCAUAUUGUCGAGGCAUACCAUGCCGUUAGAGAGAUUGUCGGUGAGGAUCCUGAAGCCGAGACCACCAUCAAUGGUGCCACGGCCAAGGAGAGACAAUUUGCCAAGAUGUACUUGGACGAGUCCCCCAACUCUUCCAACUCGAUAGCCAUGCGGAAGCGGCUACUCGAGGGUGCCAAUAAGUUCUUGGAGAAGCAGUUCUUGCAGGAAGUUGAAGGUCUUAUUUCAAAACAUCCCCAUGAGGCCAACCUCGGCGGUCGUCCCGAUAUCGUCAGCAAGAUCAGAGCGUAUAUCCGCCUGCGGUCAGCUAGAAAGGAUCUGGUGCCUGACAACACGGAACUUCAGCAAGUCGGUGGAGAAUACGUCUGGGCAAUCGUCUUCUACCUGCUGCGGUCUGGUAACGUUAGCGAAGCGGCCAAGUACGUUAAUGAUAACGGCAACCAAUUCCGCAGCAUCGACCGGACAUUCCAGAGUUAUCUCAACGGCUACGCAUCCAACGAAGACCGUAGACUUAAGAGGACGCUGCAGGACAGGUGCAACGCUGAGUACACUCAAAGAGUUCGUAAUGCUCCCGAUAACUCUAUCGAUCCCUUCCGCAUGGCUUGUUACAAGAUCAUCGGUCGUUGCGAUUUGAAUAACCGCAGCCUUGACGGACUCAACACCGACAUCAAUGACUGGAUCUGGCUUCAGUUCAACCUUGCUAGAGAAGGCGACCGCUCAGUUGAGGUUGCCAGUGAGGCGUACGGUCUCUCCGAAUUGCAGUCGAGCAUCAAGGAGAUUGGUGCUAAGCACUUCCCCAAGUCCUCGUCUGAAGACAACAGCGGCAGUUUUGGCAUGUUCUUCUACCUGCAGGUUCUCUCCGGCAUGUUCGAGGAGGCCAUUGCCUACCUCUAUCCCUUUUCGUACGUUGAUGCCGUUCACUUCGCCAUCGCCCUCGAAUACUACGGUCUGCUCCGGCCUUCCGAUCCGUUCAGCGCUUCGAACGACCUGCGCAGCCUGAACGUCAAGGACCUGGUCCAGAUCAACUUUGGCAGAAUGAUUGGAUACUACACUAGGGACUUCCGUGCCGCCGACGUUGUUUCCGCAGUGGACUAUCUGACUCUCAUCUGCCUCAACAUGGACCUGGCAGGCGAGGCUGGUCGCCGCCACGCCAACCUCUGCUGGGAGGCCCUCCGCGAGCUCGUCCUCGAGACAAGAGAGUUUAGCAAGCUCAUUGGCGACAUUCGGCCCGACGGCCAGCGGAUUCGCGGCAUCAUCGAGGAGCGUGGCCCGCUUAUUGGUCUGACGGAGGAGAACGACUUCAUCAACACCGUCACCGUACAGGCAGCUAGCUUCGCUGACGAGAACGGCCGUACCACCGACUCCGUCCUCUUGUACCACUUGGCUGGCGAGUACGACACCGUCGUAUCCAUUGUCAGCCGCGCCCUGAGCGAGGCCAUCUCUCUCGAGAUUGGUGAGGACCCCAUGCGCCUGAUGCCCGUCAAGCCCCGUGCCGCUGGCCAGGAGGCCGCAGCCGGCAGCAGCCUCAGCCUGGCGUCCAUCGACGACCCCGUCGAGCUAGCGCGUACCAUGAUGUCCAUGUACGAGCGCGAUGCCAUGUUCCAUCGGAAGAUCCAAGACCAGAACAAGGUCGCCUGCCGCGUCCUGUUGGAGAUGAGCACCAUCAAGUCUCUCGUCGAAGCCGGCCAGUGGGCUCAGUGUCUUGACAAAAUCCGCUCCCUGGAGAUCCUCCCCUUGAACGCCAGCGGCGACCCAAGCAUCAUCCGCGCCUACGCCUCAAAGUUCUCGGGCCUAUCCCAGCCCGUCUCCAUCAACGUCCCCAACCUGCUCAUGUGGACCAUCAUCUGCUGCACCCGCCAGCGCGACCAGCUGACCGGCGGCCAGUUCAGCGGCAACGAGGGUACCCGCCGCAUGAUGGUCGAGCAGAUGAGGCAGAUGACGCUCGACCUGACCACCUACACCAGCCAGCUGCGCUACCGCUUCCCACCCCACCUGCACGAGGCUCUUGCCAGGGCCUCGGCAGAGUAG